CUCUCUCCUUGCUCUUCUUCCUAAAAUUGAAAACGCAAUCAGUAAAGUAAUAGCCCAAAGGGCAAAAACCCUAGCAAUCGCCUUCUCCUCUCCCUUUCUCGGUCUCUACCUCUCUCGCCGCUGCCUCGCCUCCGUUCCCCCUUUGCCUUCGUAGCCUCGCGUCCGGCCCUCCAUCGCGGCAUUGCGGUUCUCCAUCUCGGCGUUGCAGUCGGCGUUGCAGACGGACACCCCUCUGAACGUGUCCGUGCUUCCAUGCUUACAUCUCGGGCGUUCGCCAAAGUCAAGUCAACAAGAGGGAGAGACCACCGGGGUUCAAAAAGCUACGCGUAAUGGUUACGCCAUUUUAGAGUUGACGAAGACUCGAAUUGGUUUGCUUUUCUUAUGUGAAAAACAGUGGGGAAAGUUCUAGGAAGAGAGGUCCGAAGCGUAAUAUAAACGAACUUCAGCGGUGGUAAAGUGAACGAGCCUUUCUUGUUCAGGUGCUACGAGAGAGGAAACCCUCAGAAGAAAAAUACUUGUGAGAAUGGACAUGGGAAACGGCUCGGAGGCAGGAACGAGCGGUGGUGAGCCGUCGGCGAUUGACUAUGACGUCUUCUUGAGUUUCAGGGGACCGGACACUCGCCAAGCCUUCACGGAUUGUCUUUAUCACCGAAUGCUAGAAGCAAACAUCCGUGUUUUCCUCGAUGAGGAAGAGCUCCACGUCGGUGAAGAAAUAGCUGAUGAGCUACCGGCCACCAUCCAAAAGUCGAAGAUCUACAUACCUAUUUUCUCUAAAGGUUAUGCUUCGAGCGCGUGGUGCCUUCGCGAGCUCGCACACAUGGUGGAUUGCAAGAAAUCCAAACCGUCCGAGAAGGAGAUUAUGCCGAUUUUCUAUGACGUUAAGCCUUGCGAUGUUAAGCUUAAGUCUCAACGGUACGUCAGCGCUUUGGAGGAGCAUGAAGAGAAGUUCGGUCGCAAGACGAGGCAAAAGUGGGAGGAUGCCCUCAAAAGUGUAGCCCAAAUCAAAGGAUGGGAGUUGAAAAAGCAAGGGCAUUGGAAAUUCAUUCAAUCGGUGCUACAAGAGAUUGUGAUGAAGCUGAAGACAAAAGACAAAUACGUUACCGAGCAUUUAGUUGGAAUGGACGAUCCAGUGGAGGCCGUUCUGAAGUUGUUGGACAUGGACUCCGGGGGCUUGCGCUUUGUGCUAAUCCAUGGAAUGGGUGGAAUCGGUAAAACAACUCUUGCUAAGAUAAUAUUCAACAAACUAAAUUCCCUUUUCAAUCAGUGCUGCUUCCUAGGAAAUGUCCGAGAAUCAUCGACCAGCUUUGGCAUCAUAAAUUUGCAAGAAAAUUAUUGUCUAGCACAUUGGGUUCGGGCUUUCAAGAUAAAUUCAACGAUGUUGACGAUGGGAUCAAAGAGAUUUUGCAACGACUUUCUAACAAGAAAGUCUUGCUUGAUGUGGAUGAUGAGGAGCAACUCCAGAAACUAGCCAUCAACCACAUUACGUUCGGCUUAGGAAGCAGAGUUAUUAUGACAAGUAGGAACAAAAGCAUCAUAAAAUCCAACAAAAUUUUGGAGUACGAAGUGAAGCCGUUGGAUGAUGUUCGAUCACUAGAGCUUUUCAGUCGACAUGCUUUUAGAAGGAAU
Messenger RNA from Eucalyptus grandis, 1626 nucleotides. RefSeq names its product toll/interleukin-1 receptor-like protein. NCBI's taxonomy places the organism in Eukaryota, Viridiplantae, Streptophyta, Magnoliopsida, Myrtales, Myrtaceae. The transcript is spliced from 2 exons. The record is from RefSeq and is a predicted model, not a curated record. Gene Ontology annotation, biological process: defense response; signal transduction. Gene Ontology annotation, molecular function: ADP binding. Bases 524 to 1468 code for a protein of 314 amino acids.